GCACGGGCCAGUUGUCGCCGAGCCGUUGAAUCGUUCGCUUCGAGCAACGAUUUAUAACGUGUACGUAUAAAAUUCGGAAAACGUCUAGGCGCGCCUAGACGGAAAAUCGUUGAAAAAAAUUCUCUGUCCACGAGCGACAUGGCACCACCGCCAUUGCAAAGGUUCCAAGCAUCUUUGGAUUAUUCCUUGCUCGGUUCGGUCGGUCUAGAUACUCAGCCUGCCUUCGGUCUAGACCCCAACGGUAACUUUGUGGGAAGCGAGGGUACGAGAGCCAAUAUCACUGCGAUUUUGGACGGACAUCAUUGGAAUGUCACGAUCGCCUUGACUGAGAACGGCACAAAUACCAAUUAUACCAAUCGCAUCCAUAUUAAUGAAUUACCCACAGACUUCAGACAAACUCUGAUGAACUUGAGGUUCAGUCUACAACCAAUUGGCAGCAACAACGACACCAAUAAUAACAUCAGCGACAGCAGCAGUGAUAGCAGUAGUAGCGAUAGCAGCAGCAACAGCAGUAGCAGCCGCUUCAGUAGCAGCAGCAGCUUCAGUAGCAAUAGCAGCAGCACUAGUGACACUAGUAGCUUCAGUGGCAACAGUAGCUCCGGCAUCUUCAGUAGAAUGAGCAACAUUGACAGCUUCUUCAGCCGCAGAAGCAGCAGCAGCAGCAACAGCAGCAACAGCAGCAACAGCAGCAGCAGCAGCAGCAGUGGUAGCAGUGUAAGCAGCAUUGAUCAGGUCGGACCCUUGCUCGCGCAUGCCUUGUACAUGAGGCAGCUCGGGAACAAGAAAAAACGAUGCAACCACGGAGAAGGCAGUUUCUGCUCAAAAUGCCACAUUCGCAAGCGUCACACGAGUCGCUGGUGGUACAGACACGGCAGUAAAAAAUAAAUGCGUUUCUUGCCGGAUAAUUUCUCAUCUGAUCGUCGUCCAUCUUCGUCCAGAGAGGUUUUGCUAUUUUUGUAAUUUAUUACAUUGUUGUGAUUUCGCAUUUACCAGCAUUGCGUAAUUUUUUUGUUUAUUUUUUUUUAAUUUAAUUACCAUAUGGCUAUAUUCAACUAGAAUUAUAAAUAGCUAUCGUGUAGGAUUAAUUGUUGUUUAACGAUGCCUGAUUUUUUAUUUAAUUUUUUUUUAGUUAAUCAUACAAAUCAAAUUUUUUAUAUCUUUAUUUUUUUUGUCUUUAGAAUGGAUUUACGUGUAUUAGUUCUUGUUAUUGUCUAACAAUUUGUUAACGUUUCAGAGUAAGUUUGAAAAACCCAAAAACGAACUGUUUAUUUUGCAAAUUGUAAAAUUUCAAAUAAGAUGCAACAUUUUAUAAAAAAAAACAUCUUGACAAGUC
Messenger RNA from Trichogramma pretiosum, 1333 nucleotides. RefSeq lists its product as uncharacterized. Bases 139 to 885 code for a protein of 248 amino acids. NCBI's taxonomy places the organism in Eukaryota, Metazoa, Arthropoda, Insecta, Hymenoptera, Trichogrammatidae. The record is from RefSeq and is a predicted model, not a curated record. The transcript is spliced from 2 exons.